Molecule: messenger RNA, 33051 nt
Organism: Porites lobata
Lineage: Eukaryota; Metazoa; Cnidaria; Anthozoa; Scleractinia; Poritidae
Source: the annotation of a GenBank genome assembly
GGCUCUACAUGCGGCCAACCUACUCCCCCUUAUGGUUCAACAAUCAUCCACGCACUACAGCAAAAUCAACAUAACAGUGGAAGCGUGGUACUGUUUGGUUGCAAAGAAGGUUUCUAUCUCGUCGGAAUGCCUAUAAUAAGAUGCACCGGAAGUACUUGGACAACAAUAAAGUUCCGCUGUUUAGGUGAGUCUUACGAUUUUUUAUAUUCAGUUAAAUCAGGCUUCAUUUGUCGGUAGAAGAAUGUCUGGCUGUUGCUUUUUUUAUGCAUAUGCAAUUCACUUGUCUAAAUUUAGACCAGUCUUGGUCACGGUUGUCAUUUGUAGGCGGGAUCAGCGCCAGCUAGCCCGUACACACUAGAAGUUGCAUCAUAUUAACAUGUAGUCACGUGAUUUCUCGUUUAAUUUGGGAUAAAUGAGCACUCAUAAAGUUUUCAAAGACUACAUAUUUAGUUAGUCUGAAAUUACUUGUGCCCAUUUAUCCCAAAUUACACUCGAAACCAUGUAAUUACUAAUAUAUAAUUUCAAACCUGAAAUUUUAAAAUUACUAUGGAAACGUUGUGUUAUCCCUCAAUGCCAGACCAAGGAGCUUUGCCCGUUUCAACCCAAGGUGUUCAGGUUUUUAUUGAAAUAUGCAUUACAUAAUCGCCACUGCAUGCAACCACUUUUUAACGAGGUGUAAGUAUAACUGAAGUUCAUAGGUCACCUAGCAAUAGCGAACAAACUGUAGUUUUUUUUAUUCAGUUGUCUGAUGUGAAAAGUCAAUUUAACUGACGGUCAUUUGUUACAGGUCUAACAAAUUGCAAUGGAUCAGUUUAUUACGAUUUGGGACAUGUGAAACAAAGUAUGAUGAUUAUAUGGCGCACCGCGUACGAAAUAAACCUUUGAAAUCAUAUUUAUUUGGUGUAUAUUUUCGUGUUACCAGGGUUUUGUCCAGAGAUUAGAAACAUUUUAAAUGGUCAAGUGGUUCACGUCACUCCAAAAGUUGGCCAGGCUGCUAUGCGGUUUCACUGCAAUAAAACUCAUCGUCUCAUUGGAAAGCCUCGACUGGAAUGCAUCAAUGGCAGAUGGAAUGGAACAUUACCCUUUUGCCAAAGUGAGUUAGAAAUAGGGGAACGCAAAGUAUAUUACUAAAGCCAACUCCCAAAUCGUUUCCACGCAAAGAAAUUAAUGAAAUUUACUUUGCGUUUCUUAUCAUGUUGGUAAAAAUACAUCUAUAGUGGAUGUAGGACCAUAUUCUGCAGAUAACACUGAUAGCCGUUUGGGUUGAAGAAAAUUGAGGAACAUACAACCUCUCUGUUUGCAAAAUUGAAUUUAGUUAAAUUAGAUUUACAUAUUAAGUAAUUGAACUCCUUUCAUGCACAGUAUUGCUUUGUUUCCCUUUUAAAUUACUUCUAUCUCUAUUUUCUACUUUUUUUAACUUCAACCUUUUUUUACGCACUUGCCAACAGGUUGCUAUAUUUCCAAACCCCUCGAGUAUUUGCACUCUCGGUACCAGUGCUUUUUUUUUAUUAUUUAGGCCAAGCGAAUACUAAACAAACAACAAUCAGAUCAGAUAGUAAGGAGUGAGAAAAAUGUUACCUUUACCAUAUUGACUAGUGAAUGUCAAAUAGUUGAAUAGUUGAGACAUAUAAUGGCAAUAAAAAAGAAACGUCUUUAACCGUUCAUUAUCAGUAUUCUCAGGAUCACUGAGAUGUUUAGGAGACUGACUGAGUUGGAUUUUGUUUUUUUGUUUUAUUUUAUUUAUUUAUUUCUUACAUACUUUUCUCCUUUGUUUAGAACUGAAGUCAUGUGCUCCUCUUUUGACUCCUGCUAAUGGAACUUUGCAUGGAAGUGACACUUCUCACGGGGCAAAAGCCUCAUUUUCAUGUUUAACUGGGUUUGAUUUAUUUGGUUCACCGACACUAACGUGCAGCAAUGGAGUCUGGAAUGCAGUUACUCCGACAUGUAAAGGUAGCAUAGCGAAUUAUCUUAAAUAUUAUUUACUGCUAGGUUUUAAUUCUCUAAUAAUAUUUACCGAGCUGCAAAGCAGUGAGGUAAACUGCCACCACUAGCCACCGACACCGAGGUGAAUAAUUGUUUUAGUAUAAAACAGUGAGAUAAUUAAGCACAAAAAUGAUGAUUUUUAACUCAAAUGCUGUUGCCAACGAUUACAAUUUUGGCGCGCAAUGACCGAACGGCGGCGGCCGUCGCUUUUUCUUGCAUUUGUUUAGUUCUUGCGGGGAAGUUUCUUCGAAAGGAGUUGUGAAUUCUUUUUGUAUUUAAAAUCAUUCUAUAAAAAAGAUUAUUAAAUUUAGUUUUAAGCUUUUUAUGAACAAGUCAACUAAAUAAAGUAACGCAAGCUAGACUUAACCUUAUUUUGUAUUUGUAAACAAAAAAACUUUUUCGCCGGUUUUAUUGAUAAAUUGGAGUCAAAAAGACAGAGCUUUAAAACUUCCAAACCGAACUUCGCCACCUUCUUCCUGUAUUUGAGGAACAGCUUGCUUGAUUAGUUGUGGAAUUUCUUUGUUUAUUACAGCAGCAAACGGGGAAGGCAUUUUGCUCGCAACUUGAGCGAGUUUGGCGUCGCUCGCUCGGAGGAACUGGAGGUGAAUCAGUGAAUAGUGCGGGAUAUUCACUAUCCACUGUUUUAGUAUAUACUAAAAGUAAAUAUUGUAACUAAAAUCAUGCAAAGUGCUUAUUUAUGUGUUAUUUGUCAUGUAAAGCACAAAAAAGUUAGCAUUCCUCGCGGUUUCAACCUGAUAUCUAAUUCUUAGUAAAAUCCAAGAUGGCGGCCAAUAUGGCGACCAUUGUUGGUGACGUCACAGGCCUCCAGCAACGCCACCCCCAUAAAAUAUACUUCAUCUCGUUAAGAAGAUCAAAGGCUUUCCACUUAGGGUAAAAUCGUUUCAAAAUACUGCAACAUAUCAAAAACUCCGGGGAGGGGUUCCAUUCACCGCCCUCCCCCCCCCUGUACCACGGUGGGGAUAUGAAUUUGCGUGUACAUCCGAGGGUUAAAAGACAUCUUUUAAGUAACGCCUUUUCUUACUUAAGUUUAUUCUAGAAUCAGUUAGGAUCGUGGGCGGGCUCUAGCGUCUCACAGUUGCAUUUUGGUCACUCCCUUUUUUAAUCCCUUGAAGGUUAUUUUUAUCUUCCACCAUUUCUUCACCUUGCCUCGUAUUUGCAGAUGUUUUAAGUCAUUGUUUAUCCAUUUAUAUUGCUUUGAGGCAUCUUGCGUCCUUCUCGAGUUCAAGUCUUUUCUAUGUUUCGCACACUCCUUAUUUUUACCCGACUCCCUGCAACGCCCUUCGCUCCAGGCCACUGAUAACAAGUGGUAUUGGAACCUCUGUAUUAUAGAACACGGACACACAUUUUAAGAUUUGUUAAUGAGUGCAUUGCAAAUAGAGUUCCCAGAUACCUUUUUAAUUAUUUUAAAGUAAGAAACCGUGACAUUCACCGCCACAAAACUAGAAAUAAUAAUGACCUUAUUAAAAAAAGUUAACUUAGAAUGCACUAAGGGCGCUUUUUUAAAAAAAAGGUGCAAUUUUUUUUAUUAAUUCUUAGAAUUUACAACUGUUCGAAUCUUCCUUUUAAUGUAAAUAUUUUUUUAUUAUUGUAAUUUGUUUUUUAUCCAUAUCUUUAAUCUUCUUUUCCAUUUUUUUUUCUUGUAAUGUUUUUACAGGACCUGCAUUCAUAGCAGUUUUUUCUUAAAACUGAUGCAGCAAUCCUGUAUAAAUAUGUUUAAAUUAUUAUUAUUAUUAUUAUUAUUAUUAUUUUUAUUAUUAUUGAUAUUAUUAUUGUAAACUAUUAAAAUACUAUUUACAAUUAAUUAACUUAAAAAAAGCUAUUUCGUCAAAACACUGUUUACAAUUCCUUUCGUUAAAAAAGCAGUUAGUUUUGAUUAAAAGAAGAUCAUUUCAUUAAACAAAAAUUAUUUAAAUUAAGAACAUUUCAUUUCAAUUAAAACAAUUCAUUUCGAUGAAAAAAAGAAGAAACUAUUUUCAAUGUCAAUUGCAUUCUUACUAAGAUAAUCAUUAAUUAUUAUUAUUAUUAUUAUUAUUAUUAUUAUUAUCUGACUUUUGUAUUUGAAUGCCCAUGUUAUAUGACAAAGGAAGUUACAUAAAAAUAAUUAGUAUAUACACACUUAGUGAUCUUGGUGAUUUAAGCAAUCUGAUUGGUUCGCUAUCUCGGACUAUUCAACAAUAUUCACCUCCUAGCGAGUGGAUAAUGUGUGAGCUCGGCGUUUUUUAGAGAACGAUAUUUUAAAAGUCGACAGAAUCCUAGGGCUGACUUUUUUUAAGGCAAGAAAAGACUUGGAAGGAUUCAAUACGGCGUUUUUCAAUUUACUGUCGCUGAGUUUUGUGCUCAAUGGAUUGUUUACAACUCCUGUGUAUUCGCGUAGAAGAAGCCGUUUCGUGAACUCAGCGUUUUCUAACAAGAAAAUUUUGGCUCAAAAUCGAAGUUUAUUUAUGACAAACAAAUUUAAAAGGAAAUUCUAUGUUUCAAGUAAACAGGAAAAAGAAUGAUACGGGAAGACGACGUCUUACCUCGAGCAACCGAGCAGCCAUUUUUGUCAGCACUUCAUGCGAAGAACGACACAACAAACGCUUUUGACUAUAAACUUGACGAGUCAACAGAAAACAACAAAGCUCUACUUUUCUUCUCAGGUAAGGAAACAGUUCCAACUUUGAGCAGUUCCAUUUAAGCCAUUAGGCUGUUGUUUGCAAAAUGAUAAACUUGUAAAUUGCCAUGUUUGGAAAUUCUGCAAAGAUCUAUUUUUAAACUUACGCGUGAUUUGAUCUGUCAAUCAAAUCGUACUUUUUAAUGGUUUUCUCUCUGAUUUUGUUGAGAUCACUUCUUAUGUAUAUACUAAAACAAUUAUUCUUUUCAAUCUCGGUGAUUAGUGGCUUUGGGAAUAUCUAUACCUCGAUUUCAAAGAAUAAUUGUUAAUUAUAAACUAUAACGUUGUUCGUUGCCGUACAUUUCCUAGCCCAAUGCCAGAAAAUAACAGAUCCUUUAAAUGGCCGGAAGUAUGGUACACGAUUUUCACAUGGUGCAAUAGCGUCCUUUGAGUGCAAUGUAGGGUAUGAACUGGUUGGAAGUCGUUCACUAUUGUGCGUAGUUGGCAAAUGGAAUGCCUCUCUACCAGUGUGCAACGGUAAGACUGAAAGAAACUACCGCAUCCCUCGAGUAUAAAUAACCCUUAUUAUGCACUCUUUAAUAAAUGAACAGUUGGGAAAUAGAUAGAAACUAUGUGUCACAGCGAUAUAGCUUGGGGAGAUCCUAUACUAAUUUGGGGUUCAGAGAUGGUUACUGGAAUCAUGGGUAACUGUACUGCCUGAAUAUGCACCCAUUUUCUCAGCAUACAGAGACGGUGGAUAUUUCUGCUUGAGAACUGAAUAUAAAUCAUAUAUUGCGCUCAUAGAUAGCUUAGCACUUCCUCUUAAUGCUAGGCACUCAGCUUUUGGUGGGAGGAUUCUGGGAAGUGACAAGUUUAUUACUCUUUGUUGAGCUACUUACUCUUUCCUUUCUUUUCUUUUUAAAAUAACCCAUUUUUUUAUUCAGGUCAGGUCAUUACCUCUUUGAACAUUUGUAAAAUAAUUAAGCUAUUUAGAAUAGUAUCUAUUAUCUUUGUGCAUUGUAUAUGUUUUCUUUUUCAUGUGGUUAAUAAAUAAAGUUUUGUAUAAACUGGGCAGAUGCUCUGCCUUCCGUAGAGAUAUCCCGGUGUAUGGCCCUAUAACUAUAGAAUAAGGGAAUCAAAUACCCGUUCAGAACUAGAGGAGGUGAAAUCUAUUUCAUGUGAUUUGUAACGGUAAAGCAUUAACUAAUUUGUAGGAAUAAUGUUGCCAGCAUUCAGAAUUAUCAGCGGAUUGUGAAAUUAAUAAUUACAGUAACAAACAAAUGUAACUAAACCCACGAGUAUUUCUUUUAAAUCCAAUUUGUAGCAAUGCUCUGCCCCAGACCUUCCAUUCCUCCAAACUCCUAUAUAAUUUAUCCUGGAAUAAAAGACAACUAUGUUCAUGGCAUUAAACUCUUCCUUGGCUGUCGCAAUGGAUAUUAUCUCACAGGAUCCUCAAUAAUGGACUGCAAUCAGACUGUAUGGAGUAAAGUGGAAUUCAGAUGCAUCGGUGCGUAUGUAUGGUCGUCGCUAAUAUAUAGAUUUAGCCACAGCUAAAAGCGAAGCUCCCAUUGAUAAAUUUAUAACUUAAAUCAAACAAUAAUUUUGUAUUCCACAAAUCAGUUAACUUAAGGGCACAUUCAUGUGACUUUUGAGGGAAAAGCUAAGUGAUUUGGAGUGAAACAAAUCUUGUAUCGAGUUGAUAUAGCCUCAUAUAUGUACCCCCAAAAAUAGUCUUCGGUCACAUUUAAGAGCAAUAAUGGCUCUUGAUCACAAUAGAUAAGGCGUGGGAAACAAAUUCUUGGAAAACAAAUCAGGCCGAUUUUUUUGCGCUCGACAAGUUUACAAAUUCUUGCCAAUAAAUCUGGGUGCGUGCAAACCAUUUUUUUAUAUAUACACCUGAUCCGAGGAGAAAGAGUACUAUGAGGCGCUGUUUUUAUCAUAUAGACCUCGGUACAAAAUGCGGUAUUUCACAAUUUUUCAAGACAAAUUGCAUUCAUUCAAUACUCAGGACCAUCGAAGCACGCGUGGACUUUUAAUUAGCGAAACCGUUCAAAAAAUGUCAAAUCUUAAUACAAACUUGCAUAAACUAGCUUCAUAAACUGCGCCGCUGGAGUUCAUGAAAUUAGAUAUAAAUACGAUAAUCAUUCAGGCUUACCAUAUUUCGAGAUGCAGCUCCUGAAAGCUAUCAUGUAAGGCAAGGAGCGCUUAAGCCUUCAUAAUUCUCGUACGCAUCCAACAAGGUGAAAAACAAAAACGAUGCCAUCCGAAAUCGGAUUAUGGGCUUUGACAAGCGACGCAUUUCUCAACCAAAAACCCAAUAAACAAACCAGCCACGAAUAAGAGAACACUCUUGAUCUUGAUAACAGCUGUAUUUCAUUUUUUACAUCCAGUGGAAAAAGACAGUUAAAAACAUCACAAGUCGACUCAAGAUGCUGCAUAAAUUUUACGCAUGAACUCACCCGUCAAAUUUAAACCAAGCAAAGCAUAAAAAUUGGACGUGGAGCGUGACCAACACGUGACUAUGGUUAGAAAAGGUCUUUCCCGCCUGUAUUUAAAAAAAAAACUGGCUGAAUUUUUGCGUCUGAGGUAAGUUUGAAAUCAAAAUCGUAAUAGUGCGGGGCGAUACUGACAUAAACACAACAUAUUUGAUAUGAAUUUUAAAAAAGUAAACGUGAGCCUGCGAUCAUUUGAAAACGAGUAAAUUGUCAGCGGAUAAUUUAAAAAAUACUCGACCUUAAUGGGUCAACAACUGAGCCCGCGAUACGGUCAGGUGAUGCCGGUCAGCGGAUACCCUGUUUUGACAGCUGUCAAUUAAUGACCACAUUGAUGUGCAAUCAGCUUUCUCCUGGGCUCCCAAAGUAGCUAGAAAGUGUGAGAGUAAACAUUGGUAUGUCUGUGGUGCGGACGGACGGGCAGCGGGCGGUGUACGGUCACGUGAUUACCUAAUUUUCUCGGAUGGGUAGAUUUACUUACCCAUGGUGCUCCGCAGGCGCGCUUCGCGCGCCAGAACUCCGCUAUUAGUGAACCAAUCGGAAAGUGAACCCAUUUUGUAUUAAAAACAACUAAAAAUUCGAAUAUUUGGUUUGAAUUGCUGUAACGUCAUCUGAUAUAAAGGGAAUGAGGUUUAUAUUUUUUUGCGGUAGAAGGGCUAAAUAAUGACUUUUAUCGAGUAUAGAGCAUUUUCCUAUGGCGUCACGGCAACCAAUGCAAGGAAACGGCGGCCACUGGUGUUCCAAACAAAUCCCGUGAGAGUUAAACUCUUUUCUUCCGUAAACGCUUUUCUUUGUUCUAUUGAAAAAUCUUUCACACUUCUAUGAAAAAAAAAGAAAAGGAAAAACAAUGGAAAAAGAAAAAAAAAGGUAGCAACUUGAGAUCUAGCUAGAGAAAUUGUACUUAAUUUGUACAAAAUUGUCCUCACAAGCCUCGACUUUAUUCCAUUGUAUGUGCUCACUGGAACACGUUGAUACAAAACUUGGCUAUCCUCUAAUAACAGCCCUGAUUUUUAAGCCGUUAUAGCGAAUACAUUAGCCGGAAUAUGCAGAGAUGAUAAAAGUCGUGUUAACAAACCCGGCACCAAGAAAAUGUUAUACAUGAAAGCACCGGAAUAUUGUAUACCACCGGUAACCUGGCCAGAAAGCCGUGAGUGGCUGAUGAUAGCUCAAUAUUUAUAGUAAAGUUUCAAUCCAGUACAGAAUCAAUAUUAAAAGAAUGAAAAUCUUGCAUGCGAGGAAAUCCUUGUGAUAAGCAAAAAAUGUUUCUAACAUGGUACACUUGGUACACUCCCAUAAAACGCCCCCUACCUCAUUCAUUAAUUGUUCUUUCCUUCCCCUCCCCCCCCCCCCAAUAAAAAAGUUACAAAUAUCACUGUCACAAGGGUGAGGGGGAGAGAGGUAAAGAAAUAAAUAAAAAGUAUUUGAAACAGUUUAAGAUACGAGGGUAUCCAUAAACAUCUUGGCAAAGGAAAGGGAGAAAUAAGCUAAGAAUUUUAUAGAUUCAGAUUUCGCAGUUAAAAGGUUUUUCUAUUGUUAAAUGUGUGUUGUUCUCGUAGCUGAGUGCCCUGUCCUUGGUCAACUAAAGAAUGGCAUCAUUACGCUCGUUACGUUGAGGAAUGGCGGUGAGGUUGAAAUAAAGUGCCUUACUAACUACACUUUAGAUGGAUCAUCUAAAAUUUUCUGCAGAAAUGGGAAAUGGAGUGACAGUUUACCGAUUUGUGGAGGUUUGUGUUUCUAUUCUUACUAUAACUGGCUUCCACGUUACUCGUAUGUUAAUUUUUAGUUUCCAUGACGCAGAUAUUUGCAUUCCAACAAUCUGACAAUAUUUAGCAUUUGCCUCUUUUUUUAGAAUCCGUUGCAACAUAGGCAAUGAUCAGAGCCCAUUAACUAAGGUUAAUUCCACUGAUGCCUAAGUUUUAUUUUUUUAAAUUAAUCCCCCCCCCCCCCAGGUAGGUUACCCUGGGGCGUAAGGAAAUGUAUCCUCCUACGAAAGUUUAAUACAUCUAGCUUAACUUAUAAAUUUAUGAUUAAUGGAAUAAACUGAAAAGUGAACAAAUUCUUUAGGUAUUCGCUGUUUUUGAGAGUGAGGGCUUAGUCAUUGUUUACUUGUACCAUAGCACCAUGCAGUGAGCCAGUAACACCACAACAUGGCCGGAGAUUAGGAAGAGAUUUUAUGCAUGGACACUCUUUGAGAUUUUACUGUAAUAGAGGAUACCACAGGGUUGGUACAUCAUCAAUUACAUGCAACGAUGGCAAGUGGGAUAAGCAGCUCCCUCUAUGCAAAGGUGAAAAUUAUCUUAUUGACUUGAGUAUACUCUUAUCUAUUAAUUUUGUGCUUAAAAAUGCGACGAGAUAAGUUAUCCGCCGUCGUUUUAGACCUCCUUUCCUUCGACUGUCUCAAGACAGGAUUUAAUUAUUUUUUUAAUAAUUUAUUUAUUAAACAUCAUUUAACAUAGCAUUACAAUAAACUUUACAAUAACAGGGCGGCAAAUAAAAAUGAGGCGGAACAGUAAAAUAAAUAAAUAAAUAAACAAACAAACAAGCAAAAUAAAGCGAAAUACGAAGGUUCAACAGAUUAACGACAACAAGCAGAACAAAUAGAAAAAUGUUUGCUAAAUUACUAUAAAUCCAACACUAAUCAGAAAUGCACAGCGUGGUCCACUUAUUUCUGUAUUUGUUAAGAUUUCCUUUUGUUAUUGCAAUUUCUCUUUCGCACUGGAUUUUAAUUUCCAGGAGAGCAAUGAGAACUUCCAGCUCUGGGGUCUCAAACUUGUUUCUAGCUAAGUAAACAUAAUAUAUAGCAAUUAAGAGAUAAUGGUUAAAAGUAUGAAAGCUGUUAGAUUCAGGUUUGUAUCCAUAAAGAAGUUCCCUUGGAUUGGGAUUUGAGUUUUCAGAACGUUUACGAUUCCACCAAACUAUGACUUUUUCCCAAAAACUUUUUACCGCAGGACACUCGUAAAACAUAUGGCUAAUAGUUUCACAAGGAGCAUCACAUUGUUCGCAUUUUGGCGAAGAUUUAACAUUCAUUUUCCAAAGGCGUUGGUUGGUCGAAAGAAUAUUGUGGAUGAGUUUGAACUUCUUAGCUUAUUUUCAAUGGUGAUUUUGAAUGGAAGCUCAUGUACGACACUAGGAGUGAAUGUUUGUUCUCUUAAAUAGGAUUCAGUUAAUGGAGGGCAGAAAGAUUUCUCAGCAAACAUUAGUCGAGCAUAUUUUGCUGAAACAUUUCCAACGGUUAGUUGUGUCACCUUUGGUUCGUUGGUGUGUUCCUGAUUGCCAUGUAAGAUAGCGUUUUUCCAAUCUUUAGGAAUCGCGGCCAGAAGACCACCGUAAUCAAGAAAGGUACCACGAAUGUGAAAAGUAUCUUUAAGCUCUUGGAAAGAUAGGAAGUUAUCGUGAGCAUUGAGGAUAUCUUUGAUUCUUAAAAUGCCUUUACUAACCCAUGCUUUAUAAAAAAACCGUCUUUCCUCCGAUCUUAAUAAAGCGCUUAUUCCAAAGUAUUUCCUCUUUAAUUUCAUUAACACUAAGGGGUACCUUGCAGUGAAGGAUCUGCCAGACCGUCAAAAUGUUCCUAUAAAAGAGGGGGAUACCUUCUAGAUCUAAGAAUUUCAAAUCGUAAUUACACUGAAACAAAAAAGAGCUUUCGAAUUUUUCAAGAUGAGAGCCAAGAAGCGCACACCAAUGAUGACCAUCCGAUGCACAAUAGCGAUUUACCCAGGCAGCUUUAAGAGAUUUUUCUACGCCCGCGAAAUUGACCAUGCUAAGGCCACCUUUGGAGAUUGGGCCUGUCAGUGUGCUUCUUUUGAUUUUAUCAGGCUUAAAGUACCAUAUGAAAGGGAAAAUGACCUUAUUAACUUCUUUAGCAAAAUCGGUCGGAGUAUCAAGUACAGAGCAAUUACAAACAAGUUUAGACAGUGCUAAUGUUUUGACAAUAGCAAUUCGCCCCAGGAUUUACAAGCGCCGACCUGACCAAAGAUUUAACACCUUUUUCAUUUUAACAAGCCGUUCAUCAAAGUUGAUUUUCUCGCCAACGUGUGUUUCAUAAGCGAAAACUAGGCCGAGGGAGGAGACGUAUUGCUUCGGCCAAGAGAUUCCAUAAGGCUCGUCUUUACCUAAUCUGUUUUUCCACAAUCCCAGCCACAACCUUUCAGUUUUCGACUUAUUUAUUCUCCGACCGGAGAGCGUACUGAAUCGAUCAAGCAAAGCAAAAAGGGCUACUGCAGACGAGUCGUCGUGAAUAAAAGUAGUGGUAUCAUCGGCAUAUAAGCUGACUUUAGAUUCUUUGUUUCCGUUCUUAAGACCUUUGAUCGAUUUGCUUGUUCUGAUCUGAAUAGCAAGAGGCUCUACGGAAAGAAUAAAAAGCAUCCCGGAAAGCGGGAACCCUUGUCUCACUCCCCUUUUUAGGGGAAUGAAUUCCGAAGCAUGUCCAUUGUUUACAACGCAGCUAGAGAUAUUAUGAUAAAAUGUGUGGACCCAGUUACGAAAACUUGAGCCAAACUUCAUUUCCUCUAACACCCGGAAGAGAAAGUCCCAUUCUAACGAGUCAAACGCUUUUUCAAAAUCCAGAAGAAAAUCAUUACUUGGUCAUUUUCAUGUUGUGCGAUAAUAUCAGAAAUAAGACGGAUGUUUUCGCCAGUGAAUCUGCCCUUAAUGUAUCCUGUUUGAUUACUUCCUAUAAGGAGCGGAAGAACUUUCUCCAGCCGUUUAGCAAUGCAUUUAGUAGCAAUUUUGUAAUCUGUAUUUAAAAGCGAAAUGGGGCGCCAAUUCUUAAGAGACAAUAGGUCCUUGUCCUUUUUUGGCAUUAGCGAAAUAAUUCCUUGUCUCUGAGAGAUGGAAAUUCUCCUUGUAGAGCCCCGUGAUUAAGACAGUCAAUCAAAGGGCAAGAAAUCUCCUUCCAAAAACAGAGAUAGAAUUCCGCUGUUAGACCGUCUGUUCCGGGGGUCUUGUUACGUUGAAACGCUUUAAUGGCAGAAAAGCAUUCUUCUUCAGUAAUCAAACCCUCACAAAGGUUUUGUGAAACAUCGUCUAGUCUUGGUAAAGGUCCAGAAUUAAGAAAGUCUGAUAGCUGGUCAGGGGAGGUUUGGCCUUGGGAAGUAUAUAAUUGUUGGUAGUAAUACUUCAUUUCAUUCAAGAUAAUUUUAGAGUCUUCUAUUGUAGAGCCUGCUGAGGAUUUCAAUUUUUUUAUGUCUUUUGUUGUAACUUCUUUUCGAAAGAUUGAGAAAAUAUUUAUUACAUUUUUCUCCUGAUUCAUACCAUCGAGCUCGGCUUCUGACAAUACAACCUCUGGUUUUCUCCUCGGCCAUUUGAUCUAAUUUAAUUUUUAUCUUUUUUGCCUCGUUCGCUAGAUGACUUCCUUCUGGAGCAGCAUCAAUACGAGCAUUUAGAUCUUGGAGUUUUCGGAGAAGUUCGAAUUCCAUAUCUCUUUUUUCCUUAGCUUUUCUUUUAGCAAAUCGAAUGGAGAAGAUCCUUAUUUCCAUUUUUAUCAUUUCCCAAAAAAGCCUUUUGUCAGUAACUUCCCUGUACUUUUCUUUAGCAUUUAGGAUUAAAAACUUCAAUUUUGUAACGAAUUCUUCAUUCUCAAGCAGAGAAUUAUUAAACUUCCAAAACCCUGGUGCUCUAGGCCUUGAUCUUCUGGUGUCAACGAGAUGGUGACAGGCGAGUGAUCUGAGUCAUAAUAAGCGCUGAUAUCCGUUUCAGCAACGCGUGUCAGUAAUUGUUUCGAAAUUAGUCAGAAAUCUAGUCGACAUUUAAUCUUUCCUAGGUCAUUUGCCCAAGAAUAACGCUUCUUAUUCGGGUGUUGAGUUCUCCAGACGUCGACUAAGUCAAACCUGUUACAAAGUUCCCCGAUUGCUUGGAUGGUCCUUUUCUUAUGGAGUAUGUCCCUACCACCUACUUUAUCGACCUCUGUCAAAGGACAGUUAAAGUCACCGCCUAGCAAAAUGUUGUUAGUACUACUACGGCGAAUGGGAUCGAUGAUUUUAUCAAAAAAGUUAAUUUGCUGGUUUUGGUCAUUGGGAGCAUAAAUAUUAACUAGGUAGACACAAAUUAUCUUCAUUAAUAUUUAUGUUCGCGACGAGAAAACGUCCAUUUUUGUCCACAGUGAUUUCCAGAAUAUCAACGUUCAGGGAAGGGUUAAACAAUAUCAUUACGCCCUUACUGUGUUUGGAACAGUGCGCAAACAGGAUUUCACCACCCCAUUCUGCCCGUCACACAUCCUCCAAGCUAUUGUAGCAUCGCUAUAGGUUUCUUGUAAGAAAAUUAUAUCGAAUCUAUUCAGAUGGAGCCACCGAAAGAGCUUCCUCCGUUUAAUUGAUUUAUUGAGGCCCCUUAUAUUCAGCGAAACCGCCUUAAGGCACUUUUGUUUCUGGUAUCUUUAGGCAUUCGUUUUCGGGUUGAUAUGUGUUCCAGACUGUGCAAAUCAUGAUAGUGUUUUGCUCAAGAAAAAGUUGCCGGUUAGUAUUUUGGCGCAUGCAAGUUACAAUGGACAAAGGUGAAAAGCAAUUGCAAAAUAAAAGACAAAACAUAAAAAGCGAAAUACUUUGACAAAAAAUUUUAGCACAUGUAACAAAAUGCACAUAAAUUAAGCUGUAGAACAACUUAUUGUAUAGGAAGGUUAAUGCAAAGAUGCAAAGCAGCAUUCAAUCUCGAUUAGAGACAAAGCGACGCCCUCCUACCAUUCUCUCCGCUAAUUAAAUAUCAGAAUGUAAAUUUUAGACUGAAAAAAGUAGCAAGGUGUAAGGCGAAGAAAGUGAAUAAUUUAAAUAGUAUUGAAAAGAGGUGUUUCCUGUUUUGGGGAGCAAAUUAGCAUCGGGGUUUAGUAACCGAGGCGAAAAAAAAAGAAGAAGGAAAAGACUAAAUUAGCUAAUUUUGGUAAGAUCUCCUUAAGCGUGUAUUAUUUUUGGCUGUUCUUCCUGUGACUUCUUAAUAAAUAGCUUGCCGUCCAAAGUCCCGGCACUAUGCCAAUGAUUAUCUUUCUUAAAUUUUCUAACUUUCGCAAACAACUUGCGCCUUAAAUAUGUAAGAUUUUUAUUGAUAUAUACCACGUUUGUAGGAUGAAAAUACUGAUUUAAACUCACUGACUUUAGAUGUUUCCUAGCUUUGUACAGCUCAGUUUUCUUCUUAUGUGAUUUAAACCGAACAAUAAUAGGUUUGGGGCCGUUGCUGUUCCGAGGUCCCAUUCGGUGACAAAUGUCGAUAUCAGAGGGAGAUAUGCGCACGUUGGCGACUUUUCCAAGCUUAACAACAUUGUCAGCGAUAUCUUCGUCUGCAGUUUCGGCGAUUCCAUGAAUCUCUAAGUUGUGUUUUCUUGUAUACUGUUCCACGUCAUCUACUUGGGUUAUCACCGUUCCAAGAUCUUCGUAGAGGAUGUCAACAUCUGCUCUUACCUCGCUGAGAGAUUUUUCGAGCGACGACACUUUCUCUUUAAGCUCUUUAUUUUCUUUUUUGAGAGACGUCAGUUCGGCAUUAUUGAAGUCUAAAGAUUCCUUUAAUUCUUCAUAUUGCCUUCUCAUAGCACGGUUUUCUUCCAAUAGUUCGUCUGUGUUCCUACGGAUCUUGUUUAGGACUAUCCAAACGUUACUAUCGUUCUCGUUGUUGCUUAACUCUUCAAGAGUCUGCUUCGCCGACUUGGUUGGAGGUACCUCGAGUGAGCUUCCGCUACUAAACCUUUCAUCACGUUUUCUUCGUACGACAAAAGGUGUAUUACUGCUUUCCUCACUUUCUUUUCUUGACAUUUUAGGGCGGAGAGAAUAACGUUCUCGGACUACUCGAAAACACGUCCGCACAUCAUGCGAGUCUUCCCAGUCUCCCCUAAUUAAUGCUUACGGCGAUUGUGCUUUUCUAUGCAUGAUAAUAGUGAUAUAAAUACAAGAACGUCGUUUUCAAUAGCAAGACGUAUUUUUUAAAUGGUCCGAUAUAAAAGUAUUUUACAUUGUUGUCGCGCCAUAAACAUUGAUGGCCCAUACGCUUUUUUGUUUAACUGUUUAAAAAAAUUACUGACGGCUGCUCGGUGGAUGUCGACCCCAAGAGAUGAUGAAUAUCAAGAAAUGUUGAGUAUUUUUCCCUAUUUUAUUACAAGUUUUUAAAAACCUCAGGUUAAAACCUCAACCUUGAUCCUUGUAAUCUCUAGGCAAAAUUUGCGAGCAAUCAUUUGUUAUAGGUGAAUGCCUGUCUACAUUAUUUGUCGCUUUUCAUUAUUUGAUGAAGGUAAUAAAAUAAAAUCUCUAAAUAUAGAGAGAGCCGAAAUAAUAAUUGCAACAAUCCAUGAAAAUUAAGGUUAAAAUUAAGGUUUUGGGGACACUCUUUUUGGAAAAAAAAAAAACAAACAGACAAUGAAACAAAAAACAAAACAAAAACAAAACAAAACAACGAAACAAAAACAAAAACACAACAAACAACAAAAACAAACAGCAACUUUAAAAUUAAAAAGAAUAUAUCAGGCAGGAGGUGAUAAUGCUCAAAUCACGGAUUUCGCUCAAACUUGGCACAAUUGAUGGGUGUGGUGAGAUAUUAACCUCGACAAAAAAUAAGGUCGCAAUAUUGAAUUCCCUGGGAUUUACAGGGACCCCCCUAAAAACGACAAAAUCUACUCAUUUUUGCAUAAUUAAUUAGCUGACUUUGGUUUGGCUGUUCAACAAGAAGAAAAGACAACUUCAAAUCUAAUCAACUUUAUCAUAUUCUAUGUUUAUCAAACUUAAUGCUCAGUAAUUUAUUUUUACUCUCUAAUUCGAUCUCUUCCUAUUAUUUAGCCUAAAGUAAGGACAUCUUCUCACUGUUUUGACCAAACCCUAAAUUUAAGGAAUUUUAGUGGCUAACAUCUCCCAUGAGCAACAACCUAUGUACUUAAUUCUCACAUAUUCUUUGAAAGACAUCUUUAAGGUUAUUAAAUCAAUCAUAAAAUAUUUGGGCAACCUCAUACUUUAUCAAUAAUGACGUAUUAUGUACAUCUGACUUGACGCUUAUUUGUCAUUUGACCAAAAUUGGAAGAAACGUAACAUUCGCUUUUUUAAACAAAAAUAGCACAAAGUUGACGAGAAGUCACAAAUCAGAUGCGUCAUUGUCGAUACUAAUAGCGGAAUUGUUAGAACGUGUCACCUGAGGCAUGUUUUCUGUGUUAUUUAUGGACGUUUGGAUGGAUAUUUUAUGGAACGCUUGAGUAAACACAAGGAGCAAAAGAGUUAGUUCAAAACUUCGAUCGGUCCAACUUGUAGGUGAAACAAGACCCAGCAAGGAUAAAAGAUAGUGAAUAAAUGUUACAUACACGUCCCUCAGGUGCUUUAGUCCAGAUUUGCUGUUCCAGUGGUUCGUCUGGUCCUUUGUGGCGUUACUUCGUGACGAGGUAAUGAAAUCGAAACGUCUUGAAACAUUGCAGAAUUAAAAGUGUCGGCUUUUCACCGAACAUUCGAAGUCUUUGAAAUAAGUUGUAGUCAGAAAGAGCAAAAUAAUUCUCAAAGGACAAGAAGGAUCACUGACAAUCGGCCUAUAUCUACAGAAAACAACCACCUGCUCGAACACCCUCCAUCUUUGACUUAAGACUCUGCCAAAAAGAUGGAAUCUGUGACGCCGGACUACCGGACUCCGGAAUGCGGAAUACGCUAUCUAUUGUUGUACGCGCCAAUAUCCUGUUAUAACUGGUGUGUUGAAAAUAGGUCGUAAAAGUCGUGUUACUUGAAAUUUUGAGUUUAUUCGAUGUUGACAUUAAUUACCAUGAUAAUAAUGGUCCAUAAUAACCCUUUUUGUAGCCAGACCGUGCCGUGCAAUUUUUAGACAAUUAAUGACUUGCCACUGGGUAUAAUUACUUACUUAGUUGUAUUCGUAAUCCUCGUAGUCUUACAACUAUACAGGUUAUAUUAUUGACUACAAAAAUAUAAUAAUAACCGUUUAUAAACGUGUUGAGGAAAAACCUCUGAGGAAUACAAAAGACCCAAAAGGGGGCACUAAUACAUUGCAAAAAAAGUCGGCUAGACUUCUUUGGCUAUAAGGAAGGCGUAAGAGAACAGUUUCUUGAACACAGACUAAUACACUAUAUUCACUUCUCAUUUAAGCUGUCAUUUACGGAUUCAUACAGUAGAUUAAGUUCUCUUAACGGACACUCUCGUAUAUAGCGAAUAGCUCUACUUACGCCCUCCAUCACAAAAUACCGUUUCAACUCCCACACAAACUCUGGAUUUUUACAUUCCCGUAGGCGGCCGCGGACACUCAAAGGGUUUACCAGCGAAUUAGAUGUUAGCUUUGAUUUAAAGCUCUCCUAAGCAGCCUCUGAAUGUUGUUGUUGUUUUUUUUUUGUUCAUAUCAUGUCCACAGUCAUAUGGCUGUUUGUCACUGUUAUGAAUCAUUAUAUAUCCGUUUCAGAGUUACCGUUUUUUCACAUACUCGUCCGGUUUCACUUGAAAAUACAAACUGAAUUGUAUGCUUUUACGUAAAUUACAACAAGGCAAGAACAUCAGCGUAACCAUACACUAAAAAACAGUUUUUUGCUAUUACCAGUGUUAGUUUGUAGCUGGGAGGAGCUUCCGUAAGCGGCUAUCUAACCUUUACACCACUUUUAAAGUGGCUGAAUUCCACCUGCAUAACUAUGCUGCAUAUGAGAUUCAUUCUUGUAAGCGGCCAGAUCCAGUUAAGGACACCUUUUUCUCGUCCCGAGGGCACCCUCGUACGAGAGCUUCCACUGUAUUACAAUUUUAGGAUUUCUCUUACAUUUUAACAAAUUUUCGCUUAACGAGGCACAGUCGAAACUACGUGCGCUCACCCAACUUAAGUGACCACUUCCCAAUAAGCGAUCACUUAUUCAAAUCAUGCACCAAAUAUAUUAUCAAGUCAAGCGCUUGUAGUUGGAACCUCCUGUAAACGAACACAUCCACAUCCAGUAAGCGACCGCGACCACUCAGUUUACGAUGACAGUCUGAUUGAGAAUUUUCCAUGAUGCGAUGGUCUGAUCUCUGCGUUCCCUGUAUGUCCUAAGCUACUCGGAGUAUGAGAGGAACUUUAGAAACAAACUAGAUUUAUCUAUCGUAUAUUGUAACUUAAAAAUUGCAUGCAGUACAUUCACUCCAAAAAGUAGAUGUGUCCGCACUUUUCCUCGUUAAAGACCUCCUGCAGUUCGACUCUCGUAAAACCCAAAUUUUCCUUGGGCAACCCCAUGGGCAUUAUUUACUGGGUGUCUUCCGACCACGCACGGACCGAAACAUCAAAUGUCUGUAGCUUAAUUGUUGUGUCUGUCCAUAAUUCAACAUCUGCCUGCCUCAGCACGGCACACGGCUUGGCACUAAACUGGUUUUGGUGCCCAAGAGUACGCAAAAAGGCCCUUCCGAGAUCGAUGUCUAGGACGAGAAAAUUGACCUUACCUGGGUAGGGUGAGAAAUUUGAAAUCGAAGUAUUACUGUUGAAGUAACUCUCGGAGGGAAUGUGGGAAGGGUGUUAAACAUAUGGAAACGGUUGUUUGAGAAAAAUAUCUAACUCAAUGUGAAAGUCUGGUGUAUUUUGAAUUCUACUUGGGAACAUUAGUGCCACAGUUAGGCUUUAUAAGACCCCCAAAAGACCGUGCGAGAUAAAAAAAUUCACUGUUUAUGACCGUCAAAUCUGGUGCCAGCAGGGUAGGGCAUUUGUACGCAAUCUUGGACACUCCCCCGGGGAGAAGGGACUCCAGUAUGGAAAAAAAAAUGGAAUUCUUGUCGCAAGCCAAUCUGGACGUGUCUCACGCUUUAUUUGUCUCUUUGAACUGGUCUGCACUAACAUCCGGCUUCACUUCGCUGCUAUUUCACGUGCAACUAAAGUAGAAAAAAUAGUUCUUUCCAAACACGACACAAAACGACUUCUAUCUCCGAGUUUGAGAAGACAUGGGGUCAUUUAUAAUCAUGGUCUGAAUAAAGUUGCCAAUAGAUUUGGAAUUCUAAAUUAUUUAUCAGCAUACAAUAACAAUAAAAUAAUCUCAGAGAAUGUCGGAAAGUCAUUUUGUUCACUGAACUCUGGCUCCUGGCUCCUGGUUCCUGACUCCCGAUACGAUGUUUCCGUAUGGUGGCAACCGCUGCUUAAAAAUGCGGGCUCCAUUUAAUGUCAAAGAUGUCGGACGUUUGCAACAUGUGAAUUGAGCUACAACAGUGGCAGAAAUAAUUCUUUCAAUGGGUUAAGAAUCGGCUUUCUACAUUUCGUAUUGGUUUGUCCUAAAACAACUUGAUUUGGAUUUUGGUGCGUAAACUGAUGGCUAAGGAAUUUUAGUCGUACAGCGAGUCACGACGCUGAACUGUUAAGUUAAGUUCCAGGUGGCUUUUAUGUUUGUUGCACUGGCAUCGUAAAGUUAGCUAAUUAAUUAUGCAUAAACGGGCAAAAUGGCGAUUUUUAUAGGGGGAGCCCGGAUCUCCCAGGGAAUUUAAUAUUUUGACCUGACAUUCUGUCACAUAAGCUAACUGCUGAUACCUAACAUUUGUGCCAAGUUUGAGCGAAAUCGGAGAUUUGAGCAUUAUCACCCCCUGGCUGGUUCUGCCUGGUUUUCUCAUGGACACACUCUUAAAGUUUUUACCUCUUCACAGCAAUUUCGCAGUUAUUGAGUACUAUUUUUUUUCUUAUUUUAUAUUCUCUUGCUUAUUGUUUGCAAAGUGUUGAAUCUUACACAAAAUGCUCAUAUUUAAGCAAUGGAGUAAGUUUAAAAUAACUGCAUUUAGGUAUAGGUCUUGGUAUAGGUAUAGGUAUAGGUAUAGGUAUAGGUAAAUCAUAAAUUUUCAACUGCGUUCCUGUAUACUAAUUUGGUAUAGGUAUACUAAUGAGCGUCUCUCUUAUACAAUACGAACAAUGGGCUUGUCUAGCCAGCCUUGCCCGCUCUAUAUCCAUCUGAUUGGUUGAUGAAGAACCAUUAUGCUUUCAAAAUAAAACUGCGCAGAAGUUGAAGGCGCUAACUUUCUUUUAUAUAUAUAUAUAUAUAUAUAUAUACAAAUACUACAAAUACUACAAAUACUUACAAAUACUUUUUAUUUUAACUAUGAAAAAUAAAAUAUAUAUCUAUAUGGCAAAAAAACAAGCUAAAUUUGUAAAGGAAAAAAAACAAAAAAAAACAAAAAACAAAAUAAAAACAAAACAACAACAACAACAACAACAAAAAAAAACAAACUAAAUUAAAAGGAAAAAGACGCAAACCUGAUAACUGAAACAGUAUAGCAGUAAAGUGUAGCUUGAAGGAAAUGACACUAGCAUUCACGUAUCUAAAGAAGUUUGUCCCAUGUUUUUUUGAAUUGCGAUAAGCGGUUAGAUUUAAAAGCUAUGGUGCGAAGAAUAUCAAAUUUGUUGUUGAGACGCAGUAGAAAACUGUCAAAGUCCAGGACGCCGUUGCGUACGCUUGUAGCAAAAACAUUAUAUUUGGCGACAAUCAAACAGUAAUUAAGCACUUCCCAGUUAUUUGACUCUUUAACUUUUCGUGCCACCAGUUAGAAAAACAAGUCUAAAACGAAGAGGAUACACUACAGGUAAUUAACAUAUUUUUUAGAGAUUGACUUUCAAGGUUGCAUAAAGGACAAACAUCAGUAUCAGUUAUGCGCGCGGAAGAGGCUAGAUUGGGUGGGUAAAAUGUUGUGAAUAAUUUUGACGUGGAACAUGAUCAGUUUUGGUUCUUUCAAGAUUUUGAACGGGAGCAUGUAGAUGUAAGGAAUUUCCUCUUUGGUGAACCCAUGAUCUAGAAUUCUGCCUUCAGCAGUGGGUGCUGAGAGGCUUUUACCAAGUAUGGAAGAAUAGGCUUCUUAUGUGGAAAAAAGCUUCACGGAUGUUUCGCACUUUUCAGAUUCAUCAUGCACGCCUGCUUUGACUCGUAAUGCACUUUUCCAUUCAGUUGGUAUGGCUCUUAAAAGGCCGUAAUAAGUGGUAAAAGGAAAUUCAAAGUUAUGUUUCUCUUUCAUUUCUGAUAAGGUAAGAAAUUUAAGGUUAACAUUUAGAAGGUCUUCGAUGCAACGAAUUCCACUUGUACACCAGGAUUUAAUAUAAAUCGGUUUUCCAUCAAUACAUAUGUUACGGUUAUUGCAAAUUAUUUGUUUUUUUUAUGGAAAUUUGCUUGUCACAGGUUAGUCUUCUGAAGUCAUGCCAGUAAUGAUGCAUUACUUGAUUCAGCAAUACGCUUUAUCCAAGCAAUCUUUAGCGACCACUCCAUGAUUUCAAAGUCAAUCAUUUUUAGGCCCCCAGUGUUUUUCACCAUUGAUAGUCUUUUUCUUAAUUUUGGGAGGCUUACCCUCCCAAAUGAAGCUGCAAAUAAUCUUAUUAAUUCUGUCUAUAAGGGAUUUAGAUACGGUCAGUAACGAACUGCAAUAUAUGAGUUUCGACAAACCUAAUGUCUUGACACUAUUGAUUUUGUCAAUUAAAGUUAGCUUUCUUUUUUUCCAGUUGUUGAUUUUUUUUCCAAAGAACAAACCUUUUCUUCAAAGUUAAGGGUGUUGACUUGCUUUAAGUCAUAGGAAAAGUGUAUACCGAGGGCAUAGACUGGUUCUUGGGGCCAUUUAAAACCAAACGGCUUGUCUUUGCGCGACCUCCAACAUCCUAACCACAACGCUUCGGUUUUGUUUGUAUUAAUUUCGAGACUACUGAUCUGCUUGAAUUUGUCUUAAUGUUGUAGUAAUUGUGUGACAGAAUCAAGAUCUCACACCAAAACGGUGGUAUCGUCUGCGUAUUGAGUUAUCUUAAUUUCCUUCUGAUCGACUUGGAUGCCUUUAAUAGUAUGGUCUUUCUUAAGUACUCUAGCUAAGAGUUCGAUUCCAACAACGAAAAGGAGGCCAGACAGUGGGCAACCUUGUCGAACACCUCGCUCGAGAAGGAAGAAGUUCGAUGCAUGACCAUUGUGCAGUACACAGCUCGAUGCUUGGUUGUAAAUAACUUGAAACCAGUUGAGUAUGUCAGGGCCAAAAUUAAACGUUUGUAAAGCGGCUCUUAAGUAGUUCCAUUCUGUUGUAUCAAACGCUUUUGGAAAGUCGAGAAAUAUGGCAAUACCGGGUUUUUCUUCCUGCUUAGUGUGAGAAACUACAUCUUGAAUUAGCCUAACGUUUUCACCGAUAAAGCGUCCUUUAAUGUAACCAGUUUGGUCAGAGUUUAUGAUUUUAGGAAGGACUUUUUCUAGUCUUUUUGCAAUAGAUUUUGUCAGAAUUUUGUAAUCAACGUUUAGUAGAGAUAUGGGUCGCGGGUUUUCAAGUAAAGUUUUGUCUUUGUUCUUUUUGGGGAUGAGUGAAACAAUUCCGCGCUUUUGGCUGAUAGAUAGUGAACCUUUUUGGAAAGCAUAAUUAAAACUGGCAGUCAUCUCAGUGCCAAGGUCACUCCAGACGAAUUUGUAGAAUUCUGCAGAAAAACCAUGAGUUCCUGGCGUUUUAUUGUUUUUAAACUCUUUUAAGGCAGUUAAGCAUUCUUCUUUUGAAAUCAUGCCUUCACACAGUAUUUGUUCGUUUUCAUCUAGUGGAUCAGUAUUCUCUAAACUGAAUAAAUCAACUUCUAACUUUCAACUAACUUUCUUGCAAUCGCGUUGCAAUCACUUUUGUCACGCUCCGUUAAAAACAGUUAAUUACGCGAGUUCUUUAAAAAGAACGGUGCCGACAUUUGCAUGCAAAUUGGCUCUGCAAUAAAACUAAAAACACAAACAAGAAAUAACUUAAAUAGGAUCAAUUGGAACACUCUACUAAUAAAUGCUUGCAAUAAAACUAGACACAAGAUACCGUUUUAACUUUAUUAGAAACCAAUAAUGUUGCAAAAAGAAUAAAAUACACAGCGAUUUAAAACGAACCUAUUAUCAUUGUCAUUUUCUUUUUUUCCUCUUCCUCCUCCUCAAUUUAAUUAUUUUCCCUCCUCCUCUUCGUUUUUUUAUAUUCUUCCCUCCACCUACACUACGACCCUAUAGGACCCUUCAUCGACCCUUCAUCGACCCUACGUCGACCCUACACUCCUUUUUUUUUUUUUCAACACAGCUUCGUGAAUAGUGAAACUAUAUACCACCCCCAUACUUCUAUUGUUUUCCCUCCACCAGAACCACAUUUCUAUUGUUUUAACUCCACCAACACCCCCAACACAUUUCUAUUGUUUUCCUGUUUUCCCUUCUCCACCACCACCACCACAUUUCUAUAAUUUCGCAUAUUUUUAUCCUUCUAUUUUCAAGCGCAAUGUAGUGACCCUGGGUCACCAGUCCACGGAAGAAGGCGGGGAAACAUUUUCAGACACAACUCAUGGGUGCAGUUUCUCUGUGAUGUUCAUUAUAUGCUUCAUGGUGAAGAAUGGAUCCAGUGUAUUGAUGGUUCAUGGAGUGCUUUACUACCUAAAUGCAUUGGUAAGCCUGCAACUUUAGAUGGAAUGUUUUUUCACAGACCUUUGUCAGUUUUUUUUCAAUCGUCUGUCCUUUCAUAACAAUAGGGACGAACUUUAAACAAUGACUGCGGAAUGAUCUGGUACGGUGAACGGAAGUAAUUUUUCUCCAGCCACCCGUCAAUGGCUCAAGUAGGGAGUCUAAAAUAUAACGACGGUUGGGCAGCUGUAAGUGAAAUCGCGUUCUUUAAAUCUCUAUAGCGAUUAUUCCAACCCAGUUCUUUUGACAAUUGUAGGCGAAAUAUAUCUGCUGUAGUUGAAAUCGUGCAGCGACAAAGAAAUGUCCAAAAAAAAAAAUACUAAAAAAGUGCGAUCUGUGGGCAAUUUAAGGAUUUUCUUGUUUUGCCAACUCUAUUCACUUACCCCUUAUUUUAUUUACCGUAAACGGUAUUUUCUCUAUUUGAAUGUAUUUUUCGCUUGACCGCCAUCCCUGACACGGAAUUUGGGCCCAUGAUAAAAAAAUAAGCCUUCUUAUUUUUCCAAGGAUGACCUAAAAAGAAUAAACUGCGUAGUAACUCUCAUUCAAAUUUACACUAGCGUUCUAAUCUUCAAAAAACGCAGCUGACAACUUAACGUACUCGACUCCACUGUCCGCCAAGUAGAUUCAGGAAACGUAGUACGGCAAGAAAAUAAGUUCAAUUGGCAAAUCAACAGCUUUGCACUUCUGCGUUCAUAUUAUUAUUCUAUUUCGUCACCACUGCCACAGGGAUCCCAUGAGAUUGUAGUACGCAUGCGCACGUCAGUGCUUUCGCUUGCGCGUUCAGGAAAGAAGCAAAAAUGUUUCUCGAGCGUUUAUCUACAAUUAUAUCGUCCAUUUCUACCUUUUUCACGUCAAAUUCACAAGAAUACUGUUUAUUGAACCUUAUCAAAAUCUACACAAUGGCAGAAGAUCGAAUAGCAGAUGGUUCUCCCGGCCACAUGAGCCGACCCGAAGCUGAUGCAACACCGUUGACAGGACUCUUGCAAGGACUCCAAGCUUCAAUAGCACAGCUCACUCAAGCCUCGCUAUCCCAGACGGAAGCCUUCAAGAACCUUAAAGAAGAUCUCCUUUUAUUACCUGACUCACAAGACGAACGUUCAGAUGAAGAGGAGCCAAACCACGACGCCGUUGACCCAACGGCCGCCGUGAAUGCCUUGCUCGACACCAACAAAGGCGCCCACGUGGCAAAGUCGGCCGAUGGCUAAGAUCAACGCUCCACGACAGAGCAGGAUGUUAUUGAUAGCCUGACUCAGGCUUUAAAAUCCAAACCAAAGAAAUCUCCACCCAUUGACGCCAAAAUCGCAUCUUUCGUCGAUGACAUUUUGACCGGAGAUUUGUCCGCCGACAUGGCGAGGGAGAAAGGAGAGAAGUAUCCUCCUCCUGAAAAUUGCAAACACAAUCAAGCUAUUACUAUUAACGAGGAAGUUUGGGACCUCAUGUCUAGAAAGAACAAGUCGAUAGACUUAGCGUACAGGAGGUACAAGAGCCACUCGUCGAGGGCUUAUCGGCGCUGGCAAUUUUGUCAGACCGCCUAGUGAAAGACGUCCAGUCUUCCAAGACUACAAACACCCCGUGAAAUUUUAAACCAAGUUAUGGACGCAAUUGCCAUACUUGGGAAUGCCAAUUGGAGGCUAAACAUGAAAAGGCGAGAGAUUAUUAAGCCUGAAUUAAACCCGCCUUACACAAGGCUUUGUAAAGAGGAAAUAAAACCCUCGCAAAAACUCUUUGGAGAUGACCUAUCAAAGCAUCCCAAAGAGAUGACAGACGCCAAACGCGCUGGGCAGCAGAUGCAAAAAAGUAGCCAGUCUAGUAAAAGCUACAAGCAAAAAGGCCACCGAUCCAAGCCUUAUGAUAGACCAUCAACCAGCUCCACCCGUACUUGGCAAGGAUACAGCCAGAAGAACUACAAGCGUCCUUUUUUAGGAUACGGCAGGGCAUCAACUCAAACCAACCAGAAGAACAACAACAACCAGAAAACACAGUAACACAGCAGGUGAUUGAUGUUAAUUGUAAUGUCUCGAAAACCAACAUCUAUAAAGAUGACCUACAGGAAAAAUGCUUACAUUUUCAGGCAGGUCAGGUGAGAAACUACUCACAACACUGGGAGUUAUUGACCAAUGCCCCAGUGAUCUUGGAUGCCAUAAAACAUUAUCAUAUUGAGUUUGAGCUGGAUGAUCCCAUCCAAAAUAAAGAGCCACACAAUAUUCGUUGCUCCUCAAAUGAGAGAAACAUAAUAAGUAUGGAAAUCUCCAAACUUCUCUCCAAAGGGGUACUGGAACUAACACACAGAUCACCUGGUGACAUCAUAUCCAAUAUUUUUUGUAAGACCCAAAAAGGAUGGCUCUUACAGAAUGAUUCUAAACCUAAAGCCACUCAAUGAGUUUGUGGAUUAUCACCACUUUAAGAUGGAUACCUUUCAAACGGCGCUCAAAAUCAUACAACCAGGAUGCUUUAUGGCAUCCGUAGAUCUCAAAGAUGCAUAUUAUUCCAUACCAGUGCACCCAGAACAUAGGAAAUAUCUUAUGCUCGAAUGGGAGGGCUAAUACUACCAGUUCACUUGCCUCCCUAAUGGGUUGUCUUCUGCCCCCCGAGUUUUUACCAAAAUACUCAAACCAUUCUAUUCACAUCUGAGAUCCAUAGGUCAUAUGUGUAUGGGACAUAUUGAUGACUCACUUCUUGUGGCAUAUAGUCUUGGUUCUUGCCGCAAGAAAAUUUAUGAUACUGUCAAUUUAUUUACUCUGUUGGGGUUUACCAUUCACCCAGUUAAAUCCGUUUUGGAGCCAACACAAACCAUACAAUUUCUUGGAUUUGUAAUUAAUAGUGUGGCAAUGACUGUUAAGCUUCCUCCAAGUAAGGCAGCAAAAGUUAAAUCAGCAUGCCAAAAUUUAGUGUUAAACUGCAACCCCACAAUAAGGGAGGUUGCGCAAGUAAUAGGAUUAUAUGUAUCCAGUUUUGCUGCAGUACAGUAUUCCCAACUACACUACAGAACCUUAGAAUCUGAAAAAAUCCAUGCCCUGAAAGUCAACGCAGGGAAUUAUGAAUCUACCAUGACCCUAUCUCAAAUGGCCAAGACAGAGUUAAGAUGGUGGAUAGAAAACAUUGAUAUGGCAUCUAGACCACUAAUGUUCGGUAAUCCAGACAUCACUAUUACAACUGAUGCCUCAAACUUAGGUUGGGCCGCUGUCUGUAAUGGGACUAAAACUGGAGGACCCUGGGGUAAAGAUGAAGCAGACUUUCACAUCAACUACUUAGAGAUGAAGGCAGUACUUCUAGGCCUAAAAUCCCUUUGCAAUAAUACUACAGGGAAACACAUUAGAGUCCAGUCUGACAACACUACUACUGUCUCAUAUAUCAAUGAAAUGGGAGGAAUAAAAUCUGUCUUGUGCAAUGAUAUGGCUCAAACCAUAUGGGCAUGGUGUAUUGAUUCUAAUAUAUGUUUAAGUGCUUAUCAUAUUCCAGCUUCUCAAAAUACUGAUGCUGACAAGCAAUCAAAGAUAUUCAAUGUAUCAACUGAGUGGUCCCUAUGCACUCAGGUUUUUGAAGACAUUCAAAAACUUUGGGGCAAAUCUGAUGUAGACUUAUUUGCGUCAAGACUUAACUUCAAAAUCCCUAGUUAUGUCUCUUGGCGACCAGACGCCAAUGCCAUGUUUGUCAACGCUCUGUAAAAACUUGCAAGAGGUGACAGGCCGCACAUCUUCACCGGCGUGAAACCUUUAAAACCUUUUAUACAUUACUCCAUUGAGGAGACCUGUUUCAGGGAUGUGACAGUUUAAAAUUGUAACAUCCAUUAGGAAAAUUGUGUAAGUGGAGCAGAACCUUUUAAAUGUUCAGCAGACAAUUUAUUCAGUUCGCGCGUAUUCCUGUUGAAUUUGUAGCCCGUUUAUGAGAUAUGUCUACUCAAAAAUAUAAUAAUUUUUCCAUAGCUGCUGUUAUCUGAGAGUAACUGCUUUUAAUAUCUCCGUAAAGUUUAGGUUUACGCGAUCUCAGAGAACAAUGUUUAGCUGUACACAGCACGUAGUCUUUGUACAAAAUAUAUCCAGAUCUGACACUGGUUUUGGGUAUUUAUCACGUCUAGGCAUGAUUUAAAUACAUUAUGAUGCUGUGUCCUUUGAAUGUCGUCUUAAAACUCAAUCGCUUUGUAAAUGUCACUUGUAGUUUUAAUAUCGCAGGAGAGUAUUUUAAAGCUCAAUAUUUUUCAAUACCAUAAACAUGCUGUUUUUUUACCAAUCAAUUGACUGGCUUCUUUGUGCCACUACAUAAUGUGUGUAGUUAAAUAUAAGUUUACAAGCAAGACCGGCGGUUUCGAAUCUUACGAUUCUCAUCAGUUGCUAUGUGGUGGGAUGGUUGAGGUGAACUCUGAACCAUUCCGUAUUGCUUGAUUUAGUAAGCGUUUAUAUAUCCACCCUGGUUUGUUUGGAGGAUCGAAAAUGGUGCGGUUUGAUUGGUUCCUUGCAAAAAACCAAUCAGGUUGCUGUAAGUUCGAUCCGUGUUUUCUCAAAGCUAGGUUGUGUUUUUAUAAAGGUUUCAAUUUGAAAAAUAGGAGUCUUGCCUUGCUUUUUUGUAAAGUAUAAAAACAUCUUGUUAAAAUGUUUAUGAUGUAUAAGUGUUCCUCAAAAUGGCGAGGGACUAUGUUGUAUAUUUUCGUUUCAAUUUAAAGCAAGGCUUGCGUUGACUAUACAGUUGUGUACUGUACAGAAUGUAGACAAGAUUAUUUUUUACUGGCACAGCAUGGCACCGUAUGGCGUGAGUAACUGUAACGGAUGACAGACUGCACAUGUAUAACGACGUGAAACCUUGAGUUAGCCUUUAGUGUUUUGUCAUUUGUAAGUUAGAGCUCUGAGUUGUUUUUAUAAAAAGGUUGAAAUAAUAGAUUUUGGGACUCUGUCAAACCUUUGAUUCAAAUAUAGAAUUUUUCAUGAAAACAAACAAUUUCUUAGUUCGUUCGAAAUGUCUUGUUUCAUUUGUUUUCAUUUAAAGGUUGACUUUUCUGUACAGUGGGGCCAUUUUGAAUUCGAAAGGCGGGAAUACAAGAAACAGAGGCGAGAGCUCUAUUGCGCAUGUCUUGCGGUUUUUGCGCUCUGUCUGUCACAAUAGCGAGCAAUCCUAUUAUCUCCAGGUUUAUGAAAGGAAUUUUCAAAAUCAACCCGCCUACACCUCGUUACAAGACAACAUGGGACCCUCAUAUUGUUUUGAAUUACCUCUCAUCCCUUGGUACAGGGGACAAAUUGACAUUGAAACUACUGUCAAUGAAACUGCUUAUGCUAACUUCAUUGGUCUCAGCUCAAAGAGGACAAAGUCUCCACAUGUUGGAUAUCCGGUUUAUGAAGGAAUACCUGAGGAGGACUAAGCCUCUAAGAGGAGACAGCACAAAGCUUUUGAUAAGCUUUAUGAAACCCCACAAGCAUAUGUCAAAGGAACUCUGUCCCGCUGGAUUAAAACUGUGAUGGAAGCAGCUGGAAUAUAUACUAGUAUUUUCCAUCCCCACAGCACAAGGGCAGCUGCCACAUCAAAAGCAAAAGAAGCAUGUGUACCCAUUCAGUAAAUCCUGGACACUGCAUGCUGGUCAUCAUCAAAAACAUUUGACAGAUUUUAUAACAAGCCUGCAUCUAAUGAACUUACGUUUGCUAACUCACUUUUAGAAAAGGAUUAGGAGAAUCUUUACGGUGAACUAUGUUUAUUCUGUUAUACUUUAAGCUACUUUUGAACCCUUAUAUUAUGGGAGUUAUUAUCCAGCCAUAGGUAUUUACACAAGUUGUGUUUUACAAGUUGAUAACGGUUACAUGGACCCUCUAAUAAACCUUUCAUUGUUACCUCAUGUGAUUGCCUUGCUUUAAAAUCUCAUGGGAUUCCCUGUGGCAACCUUGACGAAAUACAAUUUAAAAAUUAAACGAGACUUACCUGGAAGUUGAAGUGUGAUUGUAAUUCUAUUGAGUCACACACUGCCAUAGAGGGAUCACAUGCCCUUCCCAUCAACACCAUUCAGGUGUUGUCUCACCCUACCCAUGUGUUAUCUAGGAACUUGCUGUAGCUGUACCCGUAUACUAUAGGCAAUCACAUUUCGUGCUUCAAAUACUGACGUGCGCAUGCGUACUGCAAUCUCCUGUGAUCCCUCUAUGGCAGUGUGUAUCUCAAUAGAAUUACAAUCACACUUUAACUUUCAGGUAAGUCUCGUUUAAUUUUUAAAUUUUGCUGCACUUUUUCGCCAUCACACCACGAACUCGACGUUAAAUGCCUAUUUUCACGUUUUGAUGGAGGACGUAAAAAACGACGACGAGUAAUUUGCCAUUUCUGAACUAAAAACCUGGAAAUGACUUCGCCUACAUUUGACAAAGUAAGCGAGGUCAUUAGAAAAAGGCCAAACAUAUUUUGUUUUUCUUGAUUCUGCAGGUAUCUGUGGAAGACCGCGUACUUUACACGGAGUAAGAUUACAUGGAAACAGUUAUCUCGAUGGAGACAUGGUUACAUUUUCCUGUGAUAAAAAUCUUGAUUUGUUUGGAAAAGCCGAACUGCGUUGUGUUCGCCGAACAUGGAAUUCUCCUGUACCAGAGUGUAAAGGUGAGUGCUCCUUUCAACUGAUGCCUUGUAAAAAGCAAACUCAGCCUUACUAUAGACAUUAAUAACAAAACAGUGAAGAGAAAAGCGACUUUAGGUUUCCUGAUAUUUCUUCAGGGGAUUUAAUGAACUAUCGGAAAGUGGUUAUUCAAUUCAUGCCUAGUCAUAUCCUUAAGUAAGGGCUCUAUUCUAUAAUUUUGCUGUGUUGUUCUCCCCCUUGCUCUUCUUCAAUCACUGAUAAAGAAUAGUGGUUUCAGAUAACUUCUUCAGAGACAUAGAAGCAAACAAAAGCAAAAUCUGGUUAAAAAUGAGCGGCAUGCAGACUCAUGCAUGUUAAGGCAUGGCCUGAGGCUAAUUUGCUUAAAAUCUUAUAAUGGUCAUAACUUUGUGAAAAUUUAUCAGAACCGUCCAAAAUUUGGCAACCUCGGAAAAAUCGGUAAUCUUAAUUUUCCUGUAACGUAAUAAAUCAGAUAUUUGUGUCACGUGACCUCUUAUGGUCGAGUCCAGGAAAGAAAAGAAAACUAAAAAUGGGGUGGGGAGAUGCCACACAGUAUAUAUUAAAUACAGUAUUUUUGGUAUUGUAUCAUCAUUUCUCACUUGAAUCUGGCCGGAAUGGUUGAUUCACGUUUUUUAUUUAAUAAGUAAUUAAGCAAAAUAGGACACGUUACACUUUUCACCUGUUAAUAUUAUUUUAAGAAAUUAAAAUUCUCUCCUACCCCAUUUUGAAUAUCAUUAUGACGUCACGUUUCACGUGACUACAUCACUUCAACCCUAAUUAAUUCAACGCCUCGAAAGAAAGUUUCUCGAAAGUUUGUUGCAAAUUUUAGAAUUAAAAUGCAUGGUCAUAGAAGAAAAACAGCUUUAUCUUCGCGGGGGGUCGAGACCAUAAAUUGAACCAUGCCUCAAAAUGCUUGAGGACCAGAAUUGUGAGGAUUUGCAGUUGAUUAUAAAAGCAUUUUAUCCAAUUUUAUUUCCUUAUAAAUGCCAGCUCAGGAUUAUCGCUGUUUUUCGCAUAAAUUAAAAAAACACUGUUCCUUUCUGUAGCCCGCUGCACGUGGAGCGGGUACUUAAUUAGAGAACUAAAAAUAUGGAUCUGGGCUCACUUAUAGAAAUCACUUAUGCAAAUAACAACCGAAGAAUCGAUUUAAGGGACGGAGUUCGGUGGAAUUGGAAAAAAAAGUGCAGUAUUUGAAAGCUGUUUACAAAAUCGGGAUUAAGGCAAAACGUACGCACUCAAAGUAUUUCUGUGGAAAUCGGCUCAGUAUUUUAGAUCAAAUUUGCCACUUUCAUGAACUGGAGGUCGCUCUUGAGUUUAGAGAAGACCGCUACAGGUCCAGAUCAGCUUCCUUUCUGGAUAUGGAAGGACCAUGCCGAAAUUCUUACUCCAGUAGUAACAAAACUGUAGAACCUGUCCGUUGACAUGGCCGAGUUCGUGGAAGAGUGCCAACAUAAACCCUCUUCACAAGGUCGAAAUUCCCAAGGACAAUGCCGACUUUAGAGGAAUAAAUAUAACUCCGGUUAUUGCAAGAGCAUUCGGAAAGGUUGUUUAUAAGUCGUAAGAUAAGAACAUUAUCGAGAGCAGCUUUUUUUAUAAGCUCCACACAGUUUGCUUAGAGGAAAGGUGGCAGCUGUACUGACGCUCUGUUAACUAUGCAACAUCACAUUUUUUUCAUCAAAAGGGAUGCAAUGCAGUAAGGGCGUUUGCAAUGGACUUAUAGUACGUAUAGUAAGGCCUUUGACACUGUUAAACAAGAUCUGUUAUUUUACAAACUUAAACUCCCACCGCUUUACGUGUAUCAAGUUUUAAAUUGGUAUUUAAGCUUUCUCACUAAUAGUGGGGUUAAGGCACCACGCAAGGAAGCGUUACGGUUCCUAUUUAUUUAAUAUGUUUAUACACGAUCUGCAAGCAGAUCCUGAGUCCGACUCCGCCUGGUUCAACGGUAUGCAGAUGAUUCCACUCUAAUUAUCCCUGUUUGGAAAGAAAGUCAUACAGUCGAGCCUCUCGGUACGGACACAUCUUUAUUAGGGGCAGUUUCAGUGAGAUAAAGACUAUUCCUUCCUUCCUUCCUUCCUUCCUUACUUACUUACUUACUUGAUGAAACUACUCACUAUAGAAGUGUAUUGACAAGCUGUAUUCUCUUACGUUAGGCAGAUGUACUUUCGAUGGAACUCCACUAAAUGGCAAGACACUCAACAAAUUUUUAGUCAAAGGGGCUACCCUUCAACAUAACAGCAUUGUGGAGUACUCUUGUGACUCAUCUUAUAAAUUGACUGGAUCGAAAGUUCUGCGCUGCAAAGAUGGGCGAUGGAAUGCAACCACUCCUUCCUGCAAAGGUAUCUUAUUAUUUAUGACCAACCCAAAGAACAAGAGAAUGUUACAUUUCGAAUCGUUGAAAGAGGAAUAAAUUUAAGUAUCUGGUAUGUUUCAUUUCCAUUUUUCAUAUUUUCCCAGUUUUUUACUGUUUUAGAUUAUGACUGCUAUCAGUAAUUAUACUACCGCCUUUCCUGAGCAUAUGAUUACGUAUCACCAUUGAUUUAACAAACCUCUUCUUUUUUAGCCUCAUGUGGCAAUCCCAGGCUCAUAGAUCGUGGAGGAAGAACUGGAACGGACUUCUCUCAUGGUCAGAUAGUUACAUAUCAUUGUAUGCAGGGAUACAGUUUAGAAGGCUCUCAAAAACUGACGUGUGUCAAUGGUCGUUGGGAUUUUGCUCCACCGCAAUGCAAAGGUGACUGUUAAUUCCAUUUCCCAAACAACGUCUGUGGUGUAUACGACCUAUUUACAGCAACAGACAUUUUUUCCUAUUAAAACUCAUCUUUAGCCGUUGAUGUCUUAUAGUGUUAUACUUUUAAUUCAUACACAAAAAGAAAUUUGAUGGUUUCCUCGUGAUGCAAAAUCUGUUGUGCUGUGUUAAUACGCUGUUACAGGUUAUUGAUAACAGUUUUUUUUUUCUUCAUUAGCAUCUUGUGUUCCCUUGCAAGCACCCCGUGAUGGGAAAAUUCAAAAUAAUGAUAUCAAACAUGGUGCUUUAGUCUCAUUUUCCUGCAUUGACGGUUUUCAAACGAAUGGCUCAAGAAUCCUCAAGUGCAUCAAUGGAAAAUGGAAUGGCAGCGCUCCCACGUGCAAA